Zychaea mexicana is the source of this 1581-nucleotide messenger RNA. RefSeq names its product WD40-repeat-containing domain protein. The transcript has 4 exons. NCBI's taxonomy places the organism in Eukaryota, Fungi, Mucoromycota, Mucoromycetes, Mucorales, Lichtheimiaceae. Gene Ontology annotation, molecular function: protein binding. The record is from RefSeq and is a predicted model, not a curated record. Bases 1 to 1581 code for a protein of 526 amino acids.
AUGGUGCCAGCAGCAGCACCAAUAACCAGCAUGGCAAUGGCAACAAAUCCCGGCCCACACAACGAAUAUAUCGGCAACGUCACAAAGCACUUUCAGCACUUGUCCCAGGACCAAAAGCACUUGUUUCUUUCCGAGAUCCUCAACUGUUGUGACACCCAGCUCUUGUCAUUUAUUCACAAUCUAAUCGCGCCGCGAUUGAAGAUUGACUUUUUAAAGCAACUCCCUAUUGAGCUAUCGCUCCACGUUAUCUCAUUCAUAGACGACCCAAAGGACUUGGCCAAUGCGUCUCGCGUAUCAAGUUUCUGGAACUCGCUGUUAAAGGACGAAGCCACGUGGAAGUCCUUGUGCUUGAAGCAUCGGUAUCGACGGCGGUCUUCAUUCUUUGACUUGAACUCAACCUGGCAGCAUCAAUUCCAGCAACAAAAGCGGCAGCAACAGCAGCAACAUCAUGUCUCGUAUCGCGAUUACUUUUGGCACAAGUACAAUACCGAAAUGGCUUGGAGCCAAGGGACGGGCGAAUUGAUCCAUUGUGAGAACGACAUCGGUCGGGCGUUGGUGACCAGUCUGCAGAUGGACGACCAGUAUUUGGUGCUCGGAUGCGAUAAUCAAAAAAUUGAGGUUUUUGACAGCAACACUGGCCAGUAUUUGCGCACAUUACAGGGGCAUGAAGGCGGUGUAUGGGCCCUACAAUUUGUCAAGCGCCCAAGCGAUGGCCUGCGUAUCCUUGUGACAGGAGGUUGCGACAGAGUUGUCAUGGUCUGGAACCUAGAGACGGGGCAACUGGUGCACUCAUUAGCUGGGCACAGCUCCACAGUGCGCUGUCUGCGGGUACACACAGACGGGCAAAGGGCUGUGACGGGAUCUCGGGAUGCCACGGUCAGAAUAUGGGACGUCGAGAACGGAGUUGCACAGCAUGUGUGCACGGGCCAUCAAGCCAGCGUGCGGUGCAUGGACAUCCACGACAACCUGGUCGCUACGGGUUCGUACGAUGCCACAGCAAAGCUGUUCGAUAUUCAGACCGGAGAGUGCCUUUUCACCUACUUUGGUCAUCACUCGCAAAUUUAUUCCAUUGCCUUUGACGGAACACGCAUUGUCACCGGAAGCCUGGAUUGGAGCAUCAAAGUAUGGGAUCCAACCGAUGGCUCUUGUCUCGGUACAUUGACAGGCCAUACAUCGCUUGUGGGCCAUCUUCAACUAUCCACGCCGUAUGAGUCCUCGCCCCUGCUGGUCAGUGGCGCUUCGGACGGCUGCUUGCGGAUCUGGGAACUCCGAACGUUUCGUUGCAAGCAUCAGAUCUCGGCACAUGACAGCUCCGUGUCUUGCUUGCAAGCUGAUCAAAAGCGGAUUUUGAGUGGUGGCAGCGAUGGUCGAGUCAAACUGUGGGACCUUGAAAACGGACGGUUAAUCCGGCAAUUCUCGGAACCAGCUAGGACGGUGUGGAAGCUGCAGUUUACCGACGCUAAGGCUGUGGUUGUCUCCCAAAAGCCCAGAGCGGAUACGAUAGUCCCUGCGGAUCCUAGUCUACUAAUAGCUAAUGUAGAAACAACCAUCGAGUUACAUAAGUUCAAUGUAAAUAGCUAA